AUGAGCCGUGCCCGCGCGUUGCAGAAUCAGAUCGCUACAUUACUCCGCGACAUUUGGGCCACAAUGAGCUCGUAUGAUUCUUCUACGAGGAAUGUGAGAGGCUCAGAAUCAUCACUUGCAAGCAGUCCGUCAGAUGUCAUCGGUCGUUCAUCUGAUGCCAGCGUGACGAUCUGCGACAGCUGUUAUGAGAGCUUCAGACUGUGUUCGAAAAGCAUUAUCGGGACCAAUGGAGGAUAUCUUUGCGAUGACUGCAGUGGACAGCAGCAGUCGAGUCGUAGGCGUCGGCCACGAACCAACAAUGAUGCUACGGCGGAUGUGGCAAGUCGUGAAUCGAGAGAUGGCGCCAGACCGUCGGCUGUCUCGUCACAAGCUGGGCAGAAGCAAUACAGGAGUACAUAUGCUGGUGAUCGGAUCAUUGGAAGUGAAUGUGACAGUGGGCAAUACUAUUUCAGCCAGCAGUCGCCUCCAUCACCGUCACCAUCACGACUUGAGACGGUUGCCACGGCACAGACCAAGCAACGGACUUUGUUUACACCUUACAACACUGCAGAUCUUUCACACACCAAGUCAGACUCAUCAUCACAAGCCAGGAACGAUUCCAACACCCUUCGAGAUAUCAUGACCCCGGGCCAGACUCCUCCUGCUGCUAUGUCACAGGACGCCGCCCUGAAGCGGAAGUUCCCAGGCACUCCAGAACCCACGCCGACGAAGAGAACGAAGGCCACCCUCGAGGCCGGCUUCUCGACACCCAGAAAAGCUCUAGAAGCCUCCUCCCGAGCAACUCCAUCAACUGCACCCUUCACACCGCCAACUGGUGGUCAGCGUGCAAUCGGCCUCUUUGGUUCCCAAGCCCGCAGUUUAGCACGAGGCAACCAGAAAUCUCUGACCUUCAACGAAAAUGACCUACCACCAGACCAAGCCUUGCGUCUAUACCAAGGCGUAGAAAACAUGAUCAAGACCCUCCCGGCCAUGACCUACGAACCUCUCAUCGCUCUCGCCAAACGCCUCGAUGCUACUGAGAAGGAAAACCAGAAGCUCAAAGCCGACUUCAAGAACCUCGAGAAGAAUUUCGAAAGUUCCAUUCAAGAGCUCACGGUAAAGAUGAAUACCGCUCUCGGUCUGCACACCGGUGCCGAGAAUGCUGCAAACGGCCCGAGUUUCGGCAGCAGUGGCAGGGAUCAAGGUCAUGGGAGCCCAUCGAACUAG
Molecule: messenger RNA, 1206 nt
Organism: Pseudocercospora fijiensis CIRAD86
Lineage: Eukaryota; Fungi; Ascomycota; Dothideomycetes; Mycosphaerellales; Mycosphaerellaceae
Exons: 1
Coding region: 1-1206 (401 amino acids)
Source: RefSeq, a predicted model, not a curated record